AGAAUACCGUGCAUAGGCCGCCCAAGAGCGACCAUUUGUCCAUAUGUCAAAACAUUUGCUCAUCUGUAUCGUAGUUUCUGUGUUUUCGCAGUGGUUCGCCGAGCAAAAAAGCGAGAAAACCAGUACAAAUCUAAGCAAAAUAUGAUUGGGGAGCACUGGAUGCACUUGAAAGAUCGACGUUGGAUGGCCUACGACUGAACACAAGAGGCUACAUGCUCGGCAGGUGGAAUUUUAUCCUCAGAAGUAGUGAAGGAAACAUACGCGCACUGGGGCACCAUUGUCAUUUUGUCAGCAAUGCAACUGCCACAUGAACGCAGUUUUAUAUUUAGAGCAUGACUCACCUGGGAAACAGUUAGAGAGCCCGCCCUCAACCGGAUGUCCAAAUAUCUAAGCAGUCAGAGAGAUGCCAUUUCCGCACCCGCGCUCCCAGUAAGCAGGGAAAACCGGGAGCUACCAAAAUCCCAGGGAGUCAAGCAACGCGAGCCACUGGUCUUUAUCAUCAUGCGACUGAACCUAAAAGCCGUGCUGCUCGUUCUCACAGUGGCUGUGGUGGUGAUCACUCUGGGCGUAUAUAUGCGCUGCGCCGCCUUCUCCUUUUCGCCUGACUUGGUGCGCCCUCUGGACCGAGCCUCAAAGCAGUCCUCCAGUGGAGGAGAGGCUACAGCGCUGCACGACAUUGAGUGCUCCAUUAACCAGGAGUACACCGUGCACUGCAAGCGAGACGAGAACGAAAACGAGGUGUACGUACCGUUUUCCUUCCUGCGUAACUACUUCGACGUCAGUGGAGCAGUUUCCACCAACAGCAAUGAGGUGGCCAAGUUCAACUGGAUGCACAGCACAGCCAAGGUUAACCUACCCAGGGGAAAGUAUGAUGCGCGCGGCGUCUUUAUGUACUUUGAAAACUACAACGUGGAGGUGCGCGACCGGGUGAAGUGCAUCAGCGCCGCCGAGGGCGUUCCAGUGAGUACGCAAUGGGAGAAGCGUGGAUACUUUUACCCCACGCAGAUUGCCCAGUUUGCGCUGUCGCACUACAGCAAGAACCUCACAGAGCCGGCGCCUAGGGUCCGUGUGUUGGAGGACGGCGACGUUAACCAAAUGGAAUGGACUACGCCCAAGACCAGCAACAUGACCCGCAUCUGGCACCAUAAGUUUAACACCAGCGUUGUCCAGUUCGAGACGGCACCUGGUUACGAGGGCGUCAUCACCAUUGCUCUCAACCAGACGUUGGACCUUUUGCUCAGCGUUGAUCUGCUGCUGGUAACCAAUAGCAGUAGUCUCAUGAUCACCGUCCAGAAUCGGGACACCCGUCACAUCUACAGCCUGCACUACAUACCCGCAGACCUGCUGCUGAGCGUGCAGGAUACAAACAUCUACUAUGGUCUGGGAGGCUCGGCACUGAACAAGUGGCGCCACAUCACCCGAGACCUGCACAUCGACCUCCAGAAGGGCAUCCUGGGUGACAAACGCUCGCCGCUAAAGGUACGCCGCUCCGAUCUGGAGGUUAUAUCUAUUGGCUUUUUGGGCCUAGGCUUUUUCGACAAUAUCACCUUGUCCACCAGUGACCAUCUGGCUCACUUUUACGACGCGGCUGAGUGGUUCGUCCACAACCAGGACCCUAAGACUGGUGGUUGGACCAAUCCUGUGCGUCGUAGCCUUAACGGCUUUGUCGAACUGCGCCCGGGGUGGAUAUCAGCCAUGGGUCAGGGGCAUGCAAUUUCUGUGCUGGCACGAGCCUACUGGCAUUCCGGCGGAGAUGAACGCUACCUUCGAGCCGCCGCAGCCGGACUGCAGCCUUAUAGGGUAUACUCGCGGGACGGCGGCGUUCUGGCGCAGUUCAUGGACAAGUUUUACUGGUACGAGGAGUACCCCACCACGCCACCCUCCUAUGUGCUGAACGGCUUUAUAUAUUCACUACUGGGUCUCUACGAUCUCAACAGUACAGCCCCAGGCAAAAUCGCCCGCGAGGCUGGAAAGCUUUUCGCUCAGGGCAUGUACUCGCUUAAAAAGAUGCUGUUGCUUUUCGACACUGGCUCCGGCACCAGCUACGACCUGCGCCAUCUGAGCUUGGGCGUGGCUCCUAACCUGGCGCGCUGGGACUACCAUGCAACGCACGUGAACCAGUUACUUCUGCUUGCCACCAUCGACAGCGAUCCACUAAUUGCACAAACUGCGGAACGCUGGAAGGGCUAUAUGUUUGGUCGUCGGGCAAAGCACAACUGAGAACUAAAGAAACUGGCGGUCUAUCGCCGUCGAAAAAGUGAUAUUUUUUAGGGCUUACGUAUUGUGCUUAACCAUUCAAAAUGGUUGCACCAAAUGAAAUAGUUUCGUGUUUCUAUUGUGUUAUUUCCGCCCUCGUAUGUGUGCUGAAGUCCUUAUUUAGCUUGUCUAUCUGGGCGCUUAGUGUUAAGCUGUUGUACCUUUACCUUUGAUUGCAUUAUCAGUUGUUGGCCUCGUCUACAAAAAUUUGUUAGUCACCUAUUGAAAGAUUAAUUGUUUGCCCAAGAGGAGAUGCACGCGAGCCCUCUGAACAAUACUUUAAAUGAAUAUUUAGACACUGACCGUUUUAGUUAGAUUUUUUACUGCGCAAACAAAGUAGAGUUUAAAAUUACACUUCCCUGUAUAAAGUAAUAUAGAGCUUAGCGUGCUAGAUGUAGAACGUAGUUGGUAUCUGUUAGAUACAAUCGUAGACUCUUGUAUUUAGCCUCCCGUGUAGAGGUAAAAGUAGCGUUCCCACUUAAUACUAACUGCCCCGAACCCAAAUAACGAUGCACGAUAAUAACGACUUGUAUAUGAUAAGCCUGUAAUGUAAUGUAUUGUAGUGUAUGCCACUCAAGAAUAUUGUGUACUUCUCGCCACCUAAACGAUGCCAUUCCAAACGUAAUUUUAUUUUAAAUCCUAAGUUUUCAACAUCGCCGAGAGGCCGUCAAUUAAGCAAAGAAAUAUACCCUUUGGAAUAUAAUCUUCGUAUCAUUUAUGUGUGUCCCACUACUAAUCCCAAAACGAGACUGUUAACGAAAAUAUUUGAUUUUCAAUAUUAUGUUAAGUGAACCAAAUUAAAGUACUUAAUUUAUGUUCUUUGCA
This is a messenger RNA of Drosophila erecta, 3081 nucleotides long. RefSeq names its product D-glucuronyl C5-epimerase B (gene Hsepi). The transcript is spliced from 3 exons. The record is from RefSeq and is a predicted model, not a curated record. Gene Ontology annotation, molecular function: heparosan-N-sulfate-glucuronate 5-epimerase activity. Lineage: Eukaryota; Metazoa; Arthropoda; Insecta; Diptera; Drosophilidae. Gene Ontology annotation, cellular component: Golgi apparatus. Gene Ontology annotation, biological process: heparan sulfate proteoglycan biosynthetic process. Bases 376 to 2220 code for a protein of 614 amino acids.